AUGUUCUUGGCUUAUUGUGAGGCAUAUAGGAGCCUUACAACGGACUUUCUGGCCAAGCCGAGCGGCAUUAUGCUGUUCAUACUACCUCCGGGCGGUGGUACAAUAGAUAAUUCAGCUAGGCGAGAGGUUUCACACAAGUACAGCGCUCGCCCAAACAUCUCAUACAGUACCCUCGUCCGAGACAAGAAAGAUGAGACCAACCAACAGGUUAGGUAA
This is a messenger RNA of Neurospora hispaniola, 216 nucleotides long. RefSeq lists its product as uncharacterized. The transcript has 3 exons. The coding region runs from base 1 to 216 and encodes 71 amino acids. The record is from RefSeq and is a predicted model, not a curated record. Lineage: Eukaryota; Fungi; Ascomycota; Sordariomycetes; Sordariales; Sordariaceae.